Molecule: messenger RNA, 3153 nt
Organism: Lachancea lanzarotensis
Lineage: Eukaryota; Fungi; Ascomycota; Saccharomycetes; Saccharomycetales; Saccharomycetaceae
Gene: BRE4
Product: LALA0S12e02960g1_1
Exons: 1
Coding region: 1-3153 (1050 amino acids)
Source: RefSeq, a predicted model, not a curated record
AUGGGAGAACCUAAAGUGUCCAAGGGAUCUUAUAGACAAGAUUCUUUCUUCCCUGCUUUGAAUUUAGGCUCGAAAGGGCCCAAAAGAAGUUUACCUGCUUCACGAACGUCCUUGUCACAGUUGAAGCUGAAUUUGCUGACUGACGGAAAACAAUGGGAGUUUUUGGAGGAUUACGGGAUCGAAGAGCUGAGAAAUGGAUUUUUUGAUCCUAUUUUCACCAAACAAGAAAGGGUUCAAGCGGACUCUGACCAUGGAGAUGCCCCAGUGGAUCCAAGGCACCAUAAGCCCAUGCUUGACUUGUGGCUGUUGGAGCAGCAAGACAAAGUUAAGAAGAACUGGCAAAGAAUGCUCAAAUUUUGGAUAGCUUUUUUCUUGGCAUUUUGUGUGUGUCUGGUGCGGCCUUCAGGAUCAUGGAUUGGUCAAGACUACAGGUAUUUUUUGCCUUUGGCAGUUGUAAUUCACCAUCCGGCAAGGAACGUUGGCGUUCAGCUAGAAAUUAGUAUUUGGUCUGUUUUUGGCGCAGCUUUAGGAAUGGGAUGGUCAAGUCUAGCGUGGUACAUUUCCGUCGCGACAAAACCAGCUGCCAAUCACCAAGGUGGCAUUUUAUUUGGCAGCUUGUUCAUUGCAAUCUACUUGUGUUCUUGGGUUAUGGCUGCCAAUCAAAGACUGCUUUAUCUUGCCAUGUCUUACGGUAUUGCAAUCGCUUAUUUUCACACCGUCAGCAUGGUUGGCCACAAAUUUCUGUUGAGCUGGAAACUAUAUUGGGAUUUUGGAAUUUCGUAUCUUUUCGGUCUCAUUUUAUCGUUCCUGGUCUGUGUGCUAGUGUUUCCCCGUGCUGGUCAAGCAGAGAUUAUGGGUAAGCUCUCGUCUUCGCUCACUACAAUCAAGCGAUUGCUGGUCGAAUUUCUUGACCCUACAGAAUGCGCCAACCUCGAAAAUCUACAGACACUCCAGAAAAGGAUUGGGAAAACUGUUGACUUUGAUGUUUCGGAAGGCAUGCGAGAAUUCCUCAACCAGAUUACAUUGUCCCGGAUUAACGAAACAUCGUUACUAAAAUUCCGUAAUGGUCUUACCAAUGUCGCAGCGCCCUUCAGAUCUUUACCAGUAGAUCACAAACUAAUCACAAAGCUUGAACUAGAAGCAUACUACUCUGAAAGGACUAAAAAUAUCAGUAAAGGGACUGGCAGCAAUUCAUUCGGUGCAACUCCUGUUCCCGAAUCUCCGAAGGUAAUAUCGGGCGUCACAGACGUCUCUCAAUUAUCUGACAAGGACGCCUUUUGUGUUGUGCUAAGAUCAAUUUUCUCGAAGGAUAUGAUUGUUCUAAUGGUAGAGAUGGUAUCUUUGCUCGAGACCUUAGAAAAGUCACUUCAUGAUUUCACCUACGCCUGGGGUCCCGGUGAGCAUCAAAAUGAAACCAAAGAGCUUUUACAAAACCAUGUAAACAGGCUUGGCAGAAAGAUUCAUACCUUGGACAUUUGUUACAACGAGUUUCUCAAGUCUACUUAUUUCACGAAGGAAAUGCUCUUUGAUCCACAGUCUAUCGACUCCUUAGUUUUCCUAAGAUAUGUGAGGCAAAGUGCUAAGAACCUUAUUCCUGUUGCCGAAUGUGUCUUGGAGAUAAGUUCAAACCCGAGCUGGAAGCUCACCUUCCCUCAUUACCCACUAAGAAGGGCAUUGAAACGAUUGCCUACUGAAUGCAGCAUUGAUCAAGGCGCCAAAACUAUUCUUCACUAUUACCAAGCAAAGAAAGAUGUGGAUGACAUAUUUGAACAAAUCAGCAACAGUUUUACGUCAAACCACAAGGCUCCGGCGGAAUUAAUGGAUCAAGAGGGAAAAAAUCCUGCAAUUGUGAGGGCCGUGGAUCACAAAGACUUCAGUCUCCGUACGACUAUUUAUCCCUUGCGCUACAAGAUGUGGCGCAAAUGUGCACAGGUCUCGUCACCUGAAAGUAAGUGGGCUCUGAAGGUUGCAUUCGUAAUAACUUUCCUAUCUCUACCUACUUGGCUGCAGUCCUCGUUUCAAUGGUAUCAAACCUACGACUGCUGGUGGGCGCCAUUAUCGUUUUUCAUAUUGGCUAAUCGCAGAAAUACGGGAAAUUGGGGUUCUUUUGGCAGACGGUUAGCUUCGGCGAUAGCCGGGAUCUUUUGGGCCUGGUGUGCCAAUCAGGCUCGUCAUUAUGGAAGCCCAUAUGUGAUUGCGACCUUUGCAUCGAUCUUCUGUUUUUUCCUAUCUUUUAACUUCUUUGCAAAUGGAAACAGGAAGUCAAGCUUCACCGGGUUCAUGUGCUUCAUAGUCAUAGCCCUUGAACCUUAUAGCAAAGGUACCUCCCAAUUGAAUCAAUCUUUUAUAUGGAAAAAUACGUGGGUAACCGGAGUCGCUCUUCUAUGUGGCAUUAUACCAUCCAUUCCUAUUAACUGGUUUCUUUGGUCGUUCACGGCUCGACAUGAACUUCGACUUUCCGUGGCAUCUUUACUCGGCCAUAUAAGUCACUCUUACCAGAUCGUCACGGAUCGAUACCUUUACAGAGAUGCUGGUGAUGCGCCUAACGAACUCACAAAGAAAUACUCUAAUAUUCGCGAGGUACGCCUGUCCCAAAGUUUGAUAGCUGUUCGAGAGAUGCUGCGAAAAGCACGCACUGAACCGACUUACAUUUUUGUGUUCAAGGCAGACGUCUACCAGCAGCUGCUAGAUGUGUGUGAGUUUCUUCUCGAAAAGAUGAUAGAGGCUCGAUUAUCCGGUCAGUAUUUCGAGGUUUGGGAGGUCGACAGAGACUGUAAUGUAUCGAGGGCCUUGCUAUCUCACCGCCGUGAUAGCGUGGCCUCCGUGAUCUUUGUGCUGUACAUGAUAUCAAACUGCUUUCUGUCCACUCAUAGGGUUCCCGCUUACCUUCCCAACACGAUCAUGUCGCGGAAAAAGCUUUUUGAUCUGAGCUCCCAGCUUGAGUCUUCGAUGAACGAAUCUCGCGGUUCUACAGCAGCGGAGGAACCCGACGGUCUAGAUGAAAGCUCCAACCACGAAGACACAUCUCACUGGGCUCAUAUUCACGGCAUGGCUUUUGCACGAACGUUUACCGAAAUCAGUGAGGCCGUUCAGAAAAUAGUAUAUCUCAGUAGAGAAAUUCUGGGUGAGGCUACUAGUGGCCAUGACGCAUGA